Molecule: messenger RNA, 4579 nt
Organism: Pundamilia nyererei
Lineage: Eukaryota; Metazoa; Chordata; Actinopteri; Cichliformes; Cichlidae
Gene: dlg3
Product: discs, large homolog 3 (Drosophila)
Exons: 20
Coding region: 451-3156 (901 amino acids)
Biological process (GO): receptor clustering; establishment or maintenance of epithelial cell apical/basal polarity; chemical synaptic transmission
Cellular component (GO): neuromuscular junction; postsynaptic density membrane; neuron projection
Molecular function (GO): ionotropic glutamate receptor binding; protein kinase binding
Source: RefSeq, a predicted model, not a curated record
GUAAAUAUAUAUGAUAUAUAAACAAAAAAUAUCUAUAUAUCUAUGAAUUUAUAUGCGUAUCACUGUGAACCAAGAGAAGCAAGAGGAAAUUUCUAUCAUCAGGGCUGGUCUCUGAUUGUGUGGCGGUAUACAAUAUUUUAAAUAUUUCCUUUGAUCUUCAACGUCAAGAGGACAAAGACUACGUGCCCAUUUUGUAUUUUUGUUUUCCUGUCGCUGCUUCCCAUCCCUCUCAGUCCGUUUUUUUUUUUCUGCGUCCGGAAGGAAUAAACUGGAGAGUGACAGGAUUUGACGAAAAGGGAAAAUCUGUAGAAAUUCCUGUGAUUAGUGUUAUUUCCAUCGGCAUUAGCGCUCUGUGAGCCGAUCACAGCGUGCUGUGUGAGAUCUGAGGAGGCAGCAGAGACAGAGUGCCACGCCGCUCAUCUCAGCGUCAGCCCAGCCAGCACAGCCAGCAUGCACAAACACCACCACUGCUGCAAGUGCCCAGAAUGUUAUGAGGUGACCCGUAUGGCUGCCCUGCGUAGGAUGGACGCCCCGUCGUAUGGAGGAGACUGGCAGGCCGAGCCCUAUGGAUACCCACCUGGGUAUGGUGGAGGCCAGACCUUACCCCCUCCAGCCUCAGGGGGAGGUGGAAGCAUGGGAGGAGGAGGGGGCACUUUAGGGAGAAGUAAGGGCAAGGUUAUGUCUGGUGGGGGCCCUGGAGGCCCCAACCCAAAGGGCCAAUCCAAGGGUGGCCCCAAAGUAAAUGGCAACAACUCCAGUGGACAAGGAGGAUGGUGGCCCGAGUGCACCUGCACCAACCGGGAGUGGUAUGACCAGGCCAACCCUCCCCCCAUCAUUGUCAACGCAGACUCACUAGAUGCAGGCCCUUAUGUUAAUGGAAGUGAUGGGAUGUAUAAAUAUGAAGAGAUCAUUUUGGAGAGGGGGAACUCUGGUCUGGGCUUCAGCAUUGCUGGAGGAAUAGACAAUCCCCACAUUCCUGAUGAUCCAGGGAUCUUCAUCACCAAGAUCAUCCCAGGAGGAGCAGCUGCUAUGGAUGGGCGGCUGGGGGUUAACGACUGCGUGCUGCGUGUGAAUGAUGUCGAUGUGUCUGAGGUGGUUCACAGCCGGGCGGUGGAAGCCUUGAAAGAGGCAGGACCAGUGGUGAGGUUAUUGGUUCGACGGAGACAGGCCCCACCUGAGACUAUUCUGGAGGUCAACCUGCUGAAAGGGCCCAAAGGACUGGGAUUCAGCAUUGCUGGAGGGAUUGGGAAUCAACAUAUCCCAGGAGACAACAGCAUCUAUAUUACCAAGAUUAUAGAAGGUGGCGCUGCUCAAAAAGAUGGACGACUGCAAACCGGAGACCGGCUGCUCGCUGUGAACAACAUCGUGCUACAGGAUGUGCGUCAUGAGGAGGCAGUAGCUGCGCUGAAGAACACCUCCGAUAUGGUUUACCUCAAGGUGGCCAAGCCGGGACCUGUGCAUUUGAACGACAUGUAUGCCCCACCAGACUACUCCAGCAGCCUGGCCCUCCCUCCAGCCUUCCCCACCAUGGUGGACAACCACGUCAGCCACAACUACAUGGGGGGAAUGGAACCCAAGCCAGUGUACCCGCCACCCCAAGUCACCCCGUCCAGGUACUCGCCCGUUCCACGCCACAUGAUGGGGGAGGAAGACUUCACGAGAGAGCCAAGGAAGGUGGUGCUACACAAGGGCUCUACUGGUCUGGGCUUCAACAUUGUUGGCGGGGAGGAUGGAGAAGGGAUCUUCGUCUCCUUCAUCCUGGCUGGAGGCCCGGCUGACCUGAGCGGGGAGCUGAGGAGGGGCGACAGGAUUCUCUCAGUGAAUGGUGUGAAUCUAAGGAAUGCCACACAUGAGCAGGCAGCUGCAGCACUGAAGAGAGCUGGGCAGACCGUUACCAUCAUUGCUCAAUACAGGCCUGAAGAGUAUAGUCGCUUUGAGUCCAAGAUCCACGACCUGAGGGAGCAGAUGAUGAACAGCAGCAUGAGCUCAGGAUCAGGCUCCCUGCGCACUAGUGAGAAGCGCUCCCUAUAUGUCAGAGCUUUGUUUGACUACGAUCGAACGAGGGACAGCUGUCUGCCCAGCCAAGGCCUGAGCUUCUCUUAUGGGGAUAUCCUUCAUGUCAUAAACGCUUCUGAUGAUGAGUGGUGGCAGGCGAGGCUUGUCACACCUCACGGAGAGAGUGAGCAGAUUGGGGUCAUUCCAAGCAAGAAAAGAGUGGAGAAGAAGGAGCGGGCCAGGUUAAAAACAGUCAAGUUCCACGCCAGGACAGGCAUGAUUGAGUCUAACAGGCAGCCAGUCAAAGUAAAGCGCAAAAAAAGCUUCAACCUCUCACGCAAGUUCCCGUUUUACAAGAGCAAGGAGAAUAUUGUGCAGGAGUUGGUGGAGUCUGAACAAUGCCUGACAUCCAACACAAGUGACAGCGAAAGUAGUUCGAAGGGUCAGGAGGACACAAUUCUUUCCUAUGAGCCAGUCAUUCGACAGGAAAUCCACUACACAAGACCUGUGAUAAUUUUGGGCCCAAUGAAGGACAGAAUAAAUGAUGACCUCAUCUCUGAGUUCCCCCACAAGUUUGGCUCGUGUGUACCACGUGAGUUGACAACACUCGACACCUCUACACAGUACGCUAAACAAAAUAGCAGCAACAAAAAUAAACUUGUUCCAUUCACUUCUGCAGAUACAACUCGUCCUAGGCGAGAGAACGAGAUUGACGGCCAGGACUACCACUUUGUGGGCUCGAGAGAGCAAAUGGAGAAGGAUAUCCAGGAUAAUAAGUUUAUUGAAGCGGGCCAGUUCAACGAGAACCUCUAUGGGACAAGCAUCUUGUCUGUCAGAACUGUGGCUGAGAGGGGGAAACACUGCAUUCUGGAUGUUUCUGGGAAUGCCAUAAAACGACUGCAGCAAGCACAACUUUAUCCGAUUGCCAUCUUUAUCAAACCAAAAUCCAUUGAAGCCCUAAUGGAGAUGAAUAAGAGGCAGACAUAUGAGCAGGCCAAUAAAGUCUUUGACAAGGCAGUUAAACUGGAGCAAGACUUUGGGGAGUAUUUCACAGCUAUUGUACAGGGUGACUCACUAGAGGAGAUCUACAACAAAAUCAAGCUAAUCAUUGAGGAGCAGUCUGGGCCCUACAUCUGGAUCCCCUCCUCAGAGAAACUCUGAGCUUCCUGCCGUCCUCUCUGCAUCGGCACAGAGCUCCCCUCCUGCCUCCCAGAGACCCCACCCAAGCCCAAAUAGCCCCUCUCCUCACCUCCUUUUUGCAGAUAUGUUUCAUAUCAAGUUUUAGUGUCAUCAUUAUGUUACUCUCUAAAUGAAAAAGAAGUCUUAUCACCAUUACUGUGACUGUGCACACCCCUGCAUGAGUUUCUCAACAAAUCCAUUCAAGACUGGAAAUGCCAUUCCAAAGGAAUUUGACAACCGCAAACAAAAGGGAAAAGGAAUACAUCCUUUCGUGAACUGGGACUGACUGAAGAUCAGAAGGUUUUGCAGAAAUCUGGAGAGGAGUUGGGAUUCAAAAAGAAGUUUCAGGGGAUCAGAGACAAAUCAUACCAAGUUGGAACACUUUGUAAAUGUUCAUCAAAUCACAUUAUAAAAGACACGCAAGACAAGAAGUUGAAGACCAAUAAAGGGUUUUUUCUUUUUUUUUCUAAAAAAGACUGGAUAAAUCGAGCCCUGCUGAUGGUACUGUUCAAGGAGUCAUCUCUCUUGUUUAUAAUGACUGAGGAAAUUAGUAGAGGAGCCUACAAACUGAUCUAUUUAUCACAAACCAGCUUGCUGUUUGGUCAUCUGCCAGUUGUCUGUGCUGCAGCUGAUAAAGACAUCUUGGGAGGCAGAUCAAGAAGAAGUGCGUUGUGAAUCUCUACAUUUAUAUUAUGAAAUCACAAAAUAAAUGAUGAAAUCCUACUGAGAUUUUACUACAUAUUAAAAACUACACAUUUUACACUUCACUAGAAUUGUCAAUUUGGAGGGCUGUUAGUUCCUUUUUUGUUUUGUUUUUGUUUUUUUUUUUGUUUUUUCUUGUGGGAUUUUUUUUGCUUGUGGUUUUUAGCUGCUCUGUGUAAAGGACGGGGGUAGAGAAGUGUAACUGGGCUCUCUGCAAAACACCAAACUGCCUUACAUCAAAUACAAAUUCUGUUUUGUGACUACCUGUUGUCUGUGAGGGAGGCUGAACACAAUAAUGAGGAAAAUCUUUCCUAUUUGUGACCUCCAACUGUCAGGAGGCCUGACUUGAGUGCAAUAGAUUAAGAAAAGAAGGAAAAAAAAUUGCCUCUGUUGGCACUUUCCCUCCCCUGUAUUUCAACCCUCUUCCUUUAUAAUUAAAGAAGAAUUUGGCCAAUGGAUUGCAAUUUGGAUAACCAGAGCCUCCCAACUCAUGUUGAGCAGCAGAUCACCCUAUUACACUCUCUGCCUUCCCAGAGGAUUCUCUUCUGAUUGGUCACACGGUACUGUCGUAUCUGCCGCCAUGAUGGUGGCCUUAAAACGGGUAGAACAAGACAAUAAUUGUAUUGGAUGUCCUAAAUAUUAGAGUAACUAUAACCUGUUUUCGAUUGCCCCCCAUCCCCCUCCCCCGUCCACCAACCAAAAA